AGUCGAUCUGUAUAUCCCUAAAACUUGCACGUGUAUGAACAUUGCCGUUUGUUUACAUCUACGAAGCUGGUUGAUUUUUUUAAUUGCUCCUGAUUUUGAAUUAAAUUCUUAAAAAAUAUGAAGUUCUCAUACAAGUUUUCCAAUUUACUAGGCACCAUAUACAGAAGAGGCAAUGUCCUGUUCACUCCUGAUGGAAAUUCCAUUAUUACCCCGGUGGGCAAUCGUUUAACGCUAUAUGAUCUGAAAAACAACAAAGCCCGCACUCUGUCCCUGGCAUCGAACUAUAAUUACAGAAGUUUGGCUUUGUCACCGGAUGGCAGUCUUCUACUGGCCGUCAAUGAAAAUCAUGAGGCCCAAUUGAUAAGCAUGGUAUCCUGUACGGUUAUACAUACCCAUAAGUUCCAACAUGAUGUCCGCUGUGUGGUAUUCAGUCCCAGUGGUGCCCAUUUUGCUGUGGCCAUGCAAAAUUUAGUAUUUAUUUUCAAAGCUCCCGGAGAAUUGACUGGAGAAUAUAAUCCAUUUGUAUUGGAGAGACAUUUUCUCGGUGGAUUCGAUGAUGUUACCUAUUUGGAUUGGUCCACCGAUUCGAGAUUUUUAAUUGUCGGUUGCCGUGAUAAUUCCACCAAAGUUAUAUCCAUAUAUUUUAUGAAACAUUUUCGUACAUUUGUAUUGGGUGGCCACACAGAUUCCAUAGUGGCCUGUUUCUUUGAAAAUAAUAGCUUAGAUGCAAAUACUUUGUCACGGAAUGGUCAGUUGUGUUUGUGGGAAUGUAGCCGAGAUAUGUCUUCAAUUGAACGAGUGGAGGAACAUGAGAGACAGCAGUACUUGUCUUAUAUGACAAAAAAACGUUUGAAGGCCGCUAAAAAGGUGGCCGAUGACUCGGAAGAGGAAGAAGAUGAUGUAGAGAAUACAUUGGAGAAACGUAAUCCCACGGCCGAGGAGCUGUUGCAGGCUGGGAAAGUUGUCGACGACAAUGAAGUGGAAGAUGAAGACAUUAAAAGGGGACAUCCUUUUUAUUACAAAAAGCUGGGACGUUACUAUUUGGCCGAUGAUCCACGUAAAGAAAAGUAUGAUGCAGUACUUACGGCAGCCCAUUAUAAUCGUAAAACCAAAAUUAUGGUGGUUGGUUUUAGCACGGGAGCAUUUUACCUUUAUGAAUUGCCUGAAGUUAAUAUGAUACAUUCGUUGAGUAUAUCGGAUUAUGCUAUAUCGGCGGCAUUGUUUAACAACACUGGAGAUUGGGUGGCAUUGGCUUCCAGAGAGCUGGGCCAGUUACUGGUUUGGGAAUGGCAAUCGGAACAGUAUAUUAUGAAGCAACAGGGUCAUAGCAGUGAAAUGACAUGUAUCAGUUAUUCACCGGAUGGCCAAUAUAUUGCCACGGGUGGGGAAGAUUCUAAAGUUAAGUUGUGGAACACACAAAGUGGUUUUUGUUUUGUGACCUUUAGUGAACACAGCAGUGGUGUGACGGAUUUACAAUUCAGUAGAAGCAAAAAGUUUUUGGUCAGUAGUUCUUUGGAUGGUACCGUGAGGGCUUUUGAUAUCAAUAGAUAUCGCAAUUUCCGUACCUUCACCUCACCUCGAGUUGUGCAAUUUUCCUCGGUGGCAGUGGAUUAUUCGGAUGAAUUGGUUGCCGCCGGUGGCCAAGAUGUUUUUGAAAUCUAUUUGUGGUCCAUUAAAAUGGGUACUCUGCUGGAAGUGAUAAGUGGCCACGAGGGUCCCGUCUGCUGCAUUGCCUUUUCGCCAGUACCAACUUCAUCGACUUUGGUCUCUGGUUCCUGGGAUAAAACAAUAAAAGUAUGGAAUUGUUUGGAAUCCAAAUCGGAACAUGAAACUAUUGAUGUUCUCUCGGAUGUCACUUCGGUGGCCUUUAGUCCCAAUGGGGAAAAUGUUGCAGUGGCCACACUGAAUGGCAACAUUUGUGUAUUUGAUGUCAAAACAGCAACUCAAAUUAGUACCAUUGAGGGUAUUAAUGAUUUGAACAGUGGUCGUUUGGAAACUGAUGUCAUUACUGCAAAACAAAAUAAAAAGGGAAAAUACUUUUCAUCCAUUGAAUAUUCCGUGGAUGGUGAGUGCAUAUUGGCCGCCGGAAACUCCAAUGUUAUUUGCAUUUAUCAUGUCAAAGAAGCUAUGCUAUUGAAGAAAUUCGAAAUAACCCAAAAUAAAAGUUUUGAUGGUCUCAAUGAAUUCAUUAAUCGCCGUUAUAUGACCGAAUUUGGUAAUAUGGCACUGGUGGAACAACGAGAAGAGUUGGAAGGCGGCAAUGUGGCCAUACGUCUGCCGGGUGUACAAAAAGGUGAUAUGGCUGCUCGAAAUUUCAAACCUGAAAUGAAAGUAUUUUCGGUGAAAUUUUCACCCACCGGUCAGUCAUUUGCGGCGGCAUGUACCGAGGGGCUGUGUAUCUACAGUUUGGAUAAGGGAGUGGUAUUUGAUCCUUUGGAUUUGUCAUUGGAAGUAACACCCAAGGCAAUUAAGGAGUCGCUGAAAGAAAAAGACUUUUCCAAAGCCUUAAUAAUGGCCCUGAAAUUAAAUGAAACAAAUAUGAUUAAUUUGGCUCUGGAGAGUAUCCCGUACAUUGAUAUACAAUUAAUUUGCUCCACAUUACCUGAUCACUUGGCCCAUCGUUUGCUACAGGUCAUUGCACGUCAACUACAAACCUCACCCCACAUUGAAUUCUAUUUGAAAUGGUCAUGCAGUCUACUGUUGACCCAUGGCAAUAGAGACGGUGUCUUUCAGCAUGCCUCACUGUUGUCACUGCAUGAAUCUCUGUCGCGUAAAUAUGAAACGUUGAAUAGAAUUUGUGAUUUCAAUAAGUAUACCAUGCGUGUCCUCCUGAACACCGCCAAGAAUCAGUAUAGCAAAAAUCCCCAAUUAAAGGAUGCCUCUUCGGAUCAAGAAAUGAAUGAAGGUGAGGGGAAUGAUGAUGACGACGAUGAUGGCUUGCUGCUUAUCCGAUCAAAAUCAAACGAUAAGGCAGAAUUUGAGGAAGAUGAUAGCAGUGAAGAUGAUGACGACGACGACGAUGAUGAUGACGAAUGAAAUUUUGUAAUUUAGUUAGGUUAGGUUGUAAGCAUUAUAUUUUUACAAAUAUUUUGAUAGAAGAAAUUGUUGU
Messenger RNA from Musca domestica (house fly), 3109 nucleotides. RefSeq names its product periodic tryptophan protein 2 homolog. The transcript has 10 exons. Gene Ontology annotation, cellular component: small-subunit processome; Pwp2p-containing subcomplex of 90S preribosome. Lineage: Eukaryota; Metazoa; Arthropoda; Insecta; Diptera; Muscidae. Gene Ontology annotation, molecular function: protein binding. The record is from RefSeq and is a predicted model, not a curated record. Gene Ontology annotation, biological process: maturation of SSU-rRNA from tricistronic rRNA transcript (SSU-rRNA, 5.8S rRNA, LSU-rRNA); ribosomal small subunit assembly. The coding region runs from base 118 to 3036 and encodes 972 amino acids.